This is a messenger RNA of Meloidogyne enterolobii, 1395 nucleotides long. NCBI's taxonomy places the organism in Eukaryota, Metazoa, Nematoda, Chromadorea, Rhabditida, Meloidogynidae. The record is from the annotation of a GenBank genome assembly.
AUGUCUGGCUCUCUUCGAGAUCGUAUUUUAACUAUAAAUCCUUCUAUUGGAAAUAUUUUAUACAAUCCAACUGCUUAUUUAUUGUACAAUAGAGAAAUUGGAAUGAGUAAAGAACGAAGAAGAUUUUUAAUUGUUAAUGUUUUUGAUUUUGUUCUUUCUACACUUCUUUGGCUACUUUCUGCUGUUACUAAACCUUAUAAACAUACAUGGAUGGAAGUAUUUUUGGAAGAAAUAAAUAUUUUUGCUCCUCAUUUUCUUCACAAUUCGCUUUUUGAUUUGGGUAGGAUUUUAGCUUUAAAUUUGUUUGGAUGGGGACGAGGUCUAGGCUAUACAGCUAGUCAGGCUUUAGGCUAUGUCUUUAUUAGAGUUGUUAGCAUCUGGGUAGUUUUUGCCUUUGAUGGCUUAAAAAGAGAAGAACAGGAGCAUUUGAGCCGCCGCAGGGAAAAUAAAUCAGUCACCAACAACCCUAGUUUCUACCUAUUUUUGUUCAGGAUUCCUGUGGCGUUCACUACAACUGUUUCAACUAUCUUUAUUGGAAUUAAAAUAUUCUAUUUUUUCGAUAAAGACAAGGGUUCAAUACAACAGUAUUUGGUGAUUAUUGCCUCGCUUUGUAUUGCUUGGUUCGAACUUUGGCUUAUGCCCUUUAGAGUUUUGGAUUCAGAACAUCAAAGAGACAUAGGUGUAGGAACAACCGUCAUUAAUGGAUCUGAUACGGAUAGACAACGUUUAAAUGCUCAAGAAUUAAUCAGGCAAAUUGUUGCUAAUGAAGAGGAAUUCUUUCACACUGCAUUCGAAGACGACACUUCUGGUUGGUUUUGGAUUUUUUUGGGAACAAUUUUAAAAAGGAGGUUUUUGACAAAUGAAAAAGCGAUUUCUUGGUAUUUUUUAGAAUUUUUCCAAUUAAGAAAUGAAGCAGAUUUACUUUUUGUUAAUAUAAAUUGUUGGAAAGUUUUGCAAAAAGAAAAUAAAAAUGUGCCCGAAAUUCGUUAUCAUGACGCUUCAAACAGUUAUUAUAUAAAAACAGUAAUAGAUCACACUGCUAGAGCUGUCUUUAAUGCUGUUUGGAGAGAAAGUCAAAAAUGGAAUAAACAAAUUUUGGAGACGAGGAUAGUUGCUGUUGUUGAUAGUACAACAGAUAUUGUUAUAACGAUUACUAAAGCUUCUGGUGGUGGAUAUAUUGCACCGAGGCAUUUCAUCGACAUUCGUCGUUUUAUCACCAAUACUGAAGAAACUUCUUUUGUUGGGGUUUAUGUGUCGAUUGAAUUUGCUGAGGAAGGGACAAUGGGAGGAGAACAAAAAACUUCCAAAAGUGCGAAAAAUGAAGGUGGAGUUGAAAUUCGGUGAGAAAAUCCUUUUAACAGCUAAUUGAAAAUUUAUAGGCUGGGCUGGAAUUAA